This is a messenger RNA of Fonsecaea multimorphosa CBS 102226, 1815 nucleotides long. RefSeq lists its product as uncharacterized. The coding region runs from base 1 to 1815 and encodes 604 amino acids. Gene Ontology annotation, biological process: transmembrane transport. The record is from RefSeq and is a predicted model, not a curated record. NCBI's taxonomy places the organism in Eukaryota, Fungi, Ascomycota, Eurotiomycetes, Chaetothyriales, Herpotrichiellaceae. The transcript has a single exon. Gene Ontology annotation, cellular component: endoplasmic reticulum; membrane.
AUGCCUCUGUCCGACUACUUUACGAGUCCUACAUCCCUCUACAACCGACAGAUUCUCGGCAAGCUGGUCGCUCGAGACCAGAUACCCUUCGUCGAUGAUGCAUUGCAGGUUCUCAAGAAGGCCCCUCAUUCUGGCCACCCAGACUUUGGGCACCUCAUCCUCCUCGUCUUUGAAGCUGUGCUGGAAGUGGUCUGCGUCAGUCUACCGGGAUACAUCGUGGCAAGACAGGGCAUUUUCGAUGCCGAGGGGCAGAAGCUGAUGGCCAAUCUGAACGUUAUGCUGUUUACUCCGUGCCUGAUCUUCACCAAGCUGGCGUCACAGCUCACGGCGGAGAAGCUGGCGGAUUUAGCCAUCAUCCCGGUGAUCUUUGUCGUUCAGACCUUGGUAUCCUUCCUGUGCGCUUGGAUUAUUGGGAAGGUGAUGAAGUUCAAAAAGAGACAGGCCAAUUUCUUGAUUGCUAUGGGGGUGUUUGGCAACUCCAAUUCCCUGCCAAUUUCAUUGGUCUUAUCGUUAUCCAAAACAUUGAAGGGACUACAUUGGGAUAAGGUCCCCAAUGACAACGAUGAUGAGGUUGGAGCCCGGGGAAUCCUCUACCUUCUUAUAUUCCAGCAAUUGGGUCAACUACUUCGCUGGAGCUGGGGUUACAAUGUCCUGCUCGCACCACCCGAUAGCUACACGGAAGCAGAAGGUGGGACCAAGAAGGAAGAUCGUAUUGAACGAGGACGAGGAGAGUUCCGCGAGGAUAUAGAUGAUGACCGAGGACACCGUCGGCUCCUGAGCCCCAACUAUGAUGGGAUUCGAGAUACCAGCGAGGACUUUGAGGAUUACGGUGACUACGAGGACGAGGAUGAUGACCAGACGCGGAUAGGGACCGAGUCGCCCACGAACGCGAAGUCGGAUGGUCUCAAAACCCCCCGUACUCCACACAACAGGUCGUCGAGGAAUUCUCCCAAUCGACAACUAAAUGGCUCCGCCCACGAGGCACCGGAUCUGAUGCCCACUCCAGCCAACGGCAUGGUGGCCCCUCAUCACCAUACCGACUACCCUGCCUGGCUGAAAUACCCAGACAACAAAAAGUACGAUGAAAACUGCGGGGGCGUGAGAGGACACAUCAACCGAGGAAGAAACGUGAUACGGUAUCACAUUUUGAGAAUUGGGCAUGUCAUUCGGACGAGGUCGAGGCGGGUCUUUGACUCUCUUCCCAAGCCGGUGCAGAAAGCCCUGUCGUACACUGGCGCAAAAAUUAGAGCUUUCCUGGCCGGCGUUUGGGAGUUUAUGAACCCACCGCUCUGGUCCAUGUUGGUUGCCAUUGUCGUGGCAUCUGUGCCCUACCUACAGCAUCUCUUCUUCGACAAGGGGACGUUCUUAGCAAAUUCCGCUACUCGAGCAGUGCAACAAAGUGGUGCCGUCGCGGUGCCACUUAUUCUGGUGGUGCUUGGAGGAAACCUUGCCAGAAACACCGUCCCCAAAAAUCAACCAGGAGAUAUCACGGACCCAAGGGAAGAGAGGAGACUGCUGUAUGCUUCACUGCUGGCGCGCAUGGUGUUCCCAACAAUUGUGAUGGCGCCUUUUCUUGCAUUGGUCGCCAAAUACGUCCCCGUCAGCAUUGUCGACGACAAGAUCUUCAUCGUGGUCGCUUUUCUCCUUACCGGGGCACCGUCAGCACUCCAGCUGAGCGCCAUCACACAGACCAACAACGUGUAUCCCACGGUCAUGUCAAACAUCCUCUUUCAGAGCUACGUGGUGUGGAUCCUGCCAUCCACACUGAUACUUGUUCUCCUGGCUCUGGAGACGGUGGAGUGGGCAACGAAUUGA